GCCAUUCUCAACCCUUCACAACUACUCCAAAAAAAAAACCUAAGAAUGGGAAUUUCUCGUCCUCAAAAGCCUCAUGUUGUUUGCGUGCCAUUCCCAGCACAAGGCCAUGUAAACCCUUUCAUGCAACUAAGCAAACUCCUCCUCUGCACCGGUUUCCACGUAACAUUUGUGAACACCGAGUUCAAUCACAAGCGUUUGGUUAAGUCUCUCGGACAUGAGUUUGUGGAGGGACAACCUCAUUUUCGAUUCGAGACCAUACCAGAUGGGUUGCCUCCAUCUGACAAAGAUGCAACACAAAGCAUUGCUGCGCUGUGCGAUGCCACUAGAAAACAUUGCUACGAGCCUCUCAAAGAGCUCGUGAAGAAGCUCAAUGCUUCACACGAUGUGCCCGUGGUUAGCUCCAUCAUAUACGAUGGGUUAAUGGGCUUUGCCGGAAAAGUGGCCAGGGACUUGAAUGUUUCUGAGCAACAAUUUUGGACAGCCUCAGCUUGUGGCUUAAUGGGGUACUUGCAAUUCGAUGAGAUUGUCAAAAGAGCCAUUAUUCCAUUCCAAGACGAAAGGUUCACUGCUGAUGGAUCUUUGGAUACAAAUCUCGAUUGGAUAACUGGAAUGAAAAACAUUCGAAUUAGAGAUCUUCCGAGUUUUGUCAGAACCACAACUCUAGAUGAAACUAGUUUUAUCUUCUUUGGUUUUGAAGCAAAAACCUGUAUGAAAUCAUCUUCAAUCAUAAUUAACACUGUCCAAGAAUUGGAAAGUGAAGUCCUUGAUGCCCUCAUGGCCCAGAACCCAAAUAUAUACAACAUUGGUCCACUUCAAUUGUUAGGAAGGCAUUUUCCUGACAAACACAAGAGCUUCACGGUGAAAGGGUCAAAUCUUUGGAAAAAUGAUUCGGAAUGUAUCCAAUGGCUAGACCAAUGGGAACCUUCAUCAGUCAUUUAUGUGAACUAUGGAAGUAUAACUGUGAUGUCUGAACAUCAUCUGAAAGAAUUUGCUUGGGGACUAGCAAAUAGCAAUCUACCCUUUUUGUGGAUAAAGAGGCCAGAUUUGGUAAUGGGUGAGUCCACACCUUUGCCACAAGACUUCUUAGAUGAGGUAAAGGAUAGAGGAUACAUAACAAGUUGGUGCCCCCAAGAAGAAGUGCUUGCUCAUCCAUCAGUUGGGGUCUUCCUAACUCAUUGUGGUUGGAAUUCUACAAUUGAAGGUAUAUGUGGAGGUGUACCUAUGAUUGGUUGGCCUUUCUUUGCUGAACAACAAACAAAUUGUAGGUACAUAUGCACUACUUGGGGCAUAGGAAUGGAUAUUAAAGAUGAUGUAAAAAGAGAGGAGGUGACAACACUUGUGAAAAAAAUGAUAGAGGGAGAAAAGGGGAAGGAAAUGAGGCAAAAGUCUUUGGAGUGGAAAAAGAAAGCAAUGCAAGCCACUGAUUUGGGAGGAACAUCUUAUAAUGAUUUCUAUCGAUUAGUGAAGGAAGUUCUUCAUAGUGAUGCUAUUUGAGUUUGGAGAUCCAAAGGUUGGGUACUAGGAUUCUUUCAAUAGUGGAGAUCCUAAUGCUGGCUAUUUGGCAAUAUAUUAUGAAAUAGUAUGAUCGACAUAAUGGACGAAAAGCAAGGCAACUAAAUAAAAAUUUGUAUGGAUUGUAUUGUGUGUUUUCCUUUACAUUGUUGUAUGAUCAUGUACUUUCAGUUGAGUGUAAGCGUAUAAUUUGAAAAAUAGUGCUACCUUGGAUUUUGUAAGAUUUUAGCAUUCUCUCCUAUUGGUGUAUGUAUCUAAAUAAUUUCUUCU
Messenger RNA from Cajanus cajan (pigeon pea), 1782 nucleotides. Its product is annotated as linamarin synthase 1. Lineage: Eukaryota; Viridiplantae; Streptophyta; Magnoliopsida; Fabales; Fabaceae. The record is from RefSeq and is a predicted model, not a curated record. Gene Ontology annotation, molecular function: quercetin 7-O-glucosyltransferase activity; quercetin 3-O-glucosyltransferase activity.